This is a messenger RNA of Anopheles aquasalis, 1116 nucleotides long. RefSeq names its product odorant receptor 47a-like. Lineage: Eukaryota; Metazoa; Arthropoda; Insecta; Diptera; Culicidae. Gene Ontology annotation, cellular component: plasma membrane. Gene Ontology annotation, molecular function: odorant binding; olfactory receptor activity. The record is from RefSeq and is a predicted model, not a curated record. Gene Ontology annotation, biological process: sensory perception of smell; detection of chemical stimulus involved in sensory perception of smell.
AUGAUGGGUGACUUUUUCCAGGUACAACGCUGGUGCUUCGCAGCGAUCGGUGUCGCACGGGAGGACACCCGCACCAAUCGGGCAGUGUUUGCCGUCAGUCUCCUGACCGUGCUGGUGAUGAAGCUGGGCACCAUUCUGUUCGCGGUAAAUCAUCGUACCGAAAUUAUGCUACUUUGCGAUUGCCUUGGACCAACGUUCACCGCCUAUCUGGGGUUGCUGCGGCAGUGUGUGUUACGCCAGCAGCGGUCGACGCUCUGGCAGCUGGUGGAUGAGCUAAUCGCACUGAAGCGAAAGGUGAGCCCAAGCGAAGUGCGGAUUAUCGAGCGAUACAAUCGGAUCGAUCUGCUGCACGCCUGGACCUAUCUGGUUUCCGCCAUGGCAACGGCCGCCCUGUUCAGUGGUGCUGCCCUCUGGAAGGUGAUCAGCUCGGAGCCCGGCGCUGACUGGAAGCUGCCACUGCUGAUGGAAUUCCCCUUCGAUAUCCAGCAUCCGGUAACGUUCUCGGUGUUUUUCAUCUGGUGCAGCGUCGCCAUCGUCUGGGUGGUGCUGGAAUCGGUCGCAUGCGAUUCCUCGUUCGGUACGCUCUGCUCCAGCGUACUCGCCCAUUUCGUCAUCGUCCAGCGGCGCUUCGAGCUGCUGGGAACGGAAAAGGUAGCGGACUUGGCGUCAGUCGGUGCACUGAUUCGGUACCACCAGUAUGUGCUGUGGUUGGCGAAGCGUAUCAUCGGUGCGUACCGUCACAUCAUCUUCAAUCAGCUACUCAUCUCGUCGAUACUGCUGUGUAUGCUCGGCUUUCAGCUGGUCAUCUCGGCCGGCACGAGCAUCAUGGUCGUGUACAUGGUCUACAGUUUGGCAAUCAUUAUCCAAAUUACCUAUUACUGCUACUAUGGUUCGAUGCUGCACCACGAGAGUGAGCAAGUGCAGCGGGCGAUCUACAAUGGCACUUGGUAUACGGCGGACAUUCGGACGCAGAAGUUGCUGCUGGUGUGUAUGAUGCGAGCCGGCAAAGCAGUAGAUGCCAAUUUUGGUUUUACUCGAGCCUCCCUGCCGGCCCUGAAAUCGAUACUCAAUUCAGCGGGAUCGUACGUCGCGUUGCUGCUGUCACUGUUGGAAUGA